AUGGUUUACUGCGGAAAGCCCUCAAAGGGCUGCCAGAUGUGCCGGACACGGCGAAUCAAGCCAUACUUUGGUGCCAUCCGGGAGCCCGGCCAGGACCGAGAUGGAUCCCCGGCUUCCACGGCGUCUUCUGAGGUCGACACCGUCGUCCGUGCCCUGAAUCUUUCAACUGAGUAUCACGCAACUUGCUAUUUUGUCGCCAACUUCAUACUCGUCCCUCGCCAGGAUGGGACGAGGGGUUUCAUGCACUUCAUCAUCCCCUUGGUAAAGACCGAGGCCCCCGACAGUCCGAUUGUCCACGCAUUCAGCGCAUGCGCCUAUGCAUCCUUGGGCAACCGCCCCAACUACCAUCGCGCCCUCAAGUCCCUACGGGCCACUCUUACGGACAAGGAAGCGGCCAAGUCAGAUGCUACUUUGUGUGCAGUUCUACUCCUAGCACUCUACGAGAACCUCACAUCGAAGGAGAUGACAAUGGGCAUAUGGGCCAAGCACAUCGAAGGCGCGAUUCAAAUAGCAAAGGCUCGCGGCCACUGGUGGGUCUCGGAUGCGGUGAACGACCUCAUUGCUACCGAAUCUCAACACCUUUGCAUCCAAGCCGGCGCCCUCCGAGCCCAUGUGACUAAACUCAUGACUGCUAAUGUGAGGAGUGCGGAAGUCAACAAGCUCAUCCAAGAAACUAUCAGCCAUGUCCGAGCUAUCGAAACGCGCUUGGAGGAAUGGUUCGAUAACCUUCCCGCUCACUGGUCGUACAAGACAGUUGCUUGGGAGGACAAUGUUCCCGACGGCGACUAUACCAAGGCGGAGGUCUUCCCUGGCAAGGUGGACGUAUACCGCGAUAUCUGGAUCGCUAGCGUCAUAAACCUGGCGAGGGUGAGCAGAAUAACCCUGACAUCGACCGUGUUGCGCUGCGUUGCCUGGCUUUGCUCGCCUGCCGACUAUCGAACGACGCCCGAAUACGCUGCGGCUGCGCGCAUCUGCUCCGAGUCCAUCACCGACAUCAUCGCGACGGUUCCCUAUCAUCUCGCCUGGCAUGCUAACCGGCCAGAGAUCAUGAGGAGGGUCAGUCUUUCCGGCUUUGCCUGUGGUGAAGAGGAUGCUCAAAAGGGCCUUGACUUUUGCACCGAUGCCCAGCGGACGUGGGUCCGAGGCAGGUUGCGCUACAUCGCCGAUGAACUCGGUGUCUUUUAUGCUCAUACGAUAGCCAAUCUUGACGUUCGCUUGCCUUCGAUGCACAUUCGUCGAGAUGGCCUUCUGGCCAAACCCUACCCAAUCGGUCACAGUUUCGAAAAGAUACUCUCUUCUAAACUGCCCCAGCAAUCAGGCGAAUACCCCCUCGACCCAUGGCAACAAAUGGAUGCUCUGAGGAAGGAGUUUGUUGAGCAGAAGAGGGCCGAACUUCUCUCCAAGGCCGCGGGAGUCGGCGGCUCCAGUGGGACUGAUCUUGCGCAGCGAAUCCUCACCGUGUAA
This is a messenger RNA of Parascedosporium putredinis, 1464 nucleotides long. The record is from the annotation of a GenBank genome assembly. Lineage: Eukaryota; Fungi; Ascomycota; Sordariomycetes; Microascales; Microascaceae.